This is a messenger RNA of Gambusia affinis (western mosquitofish), 2455 nucleotides long. RefSeq lists its product as uncharacterized. Gene Ontology annotation, molecular function: ubiquitin-protein transferase activity. Lineage: Eukaryota; Metazoa; Chordata; Actinopteri; Cyprinodontiformes; Poeciliidae. The transcript has 15 exons. The record is from RefSeq and is a predicted model, not a curated record. The coding region runs from base 14 to 2092 and encodes 692 amino acids.
CAGGCUGGCGACCAUGGAGGCGAACUCAAACCCAACGAGUAGUCGGGAUGCAAUAGUUGAAUCUGCAAGGCAUUUACUGAAUUUAUUAACUGAAAGACCACGGAGUGGAGGAAGAGGAGAGCUCACCAACCAGAAUGCCAGUCAUAGGGUACCUCAAACUGAACCAUCUGUCCAAAUGGAAAUGAGCAGAUCUUUUCCUGGACUUUACAACAGGGGAAGAGGAAAACGAAGAUUUCCUCCAACAAACCUGGUCCCAGCGAAAAAGAUGAAACCUUUAGAUGUGGUUUUUUAUUUACUGCCAAAACAUUAUGAAAAAACACCAAAAGAAGAUGAUCAACUGAUACACAUGAAAGCGGGAUUGGGCCGGAAAACGGCUCACAUCGAUGAGAGCAUAACGCACAAUGAGCUGGGUGAAACGCUUAAAGUUCUUUUUCCAAAGCUGGGAACUAUUACAGGGGGUUGGCUGCUUUACAAAUCUGCAGGUGGAUGGGGAAGACGCAAUUUGACCUUGAUAAGUCCUGAAGAUGAUGGCUAUACCGGGACAAUGUUGAAGGGUGCGAGUCGCGGCGGAAAAACCCUGUUCAUAGUCCCUAUUCAGGAACAACUUUGCACGGAUCCUCUUGAGCUGAAUGACGAGGCAUUUGCAAACAUGCCAAAGGCCAUGUGUCAGAAAUGCCGAGUAGAUGUUCCCUUGCAUUUUUUGACUGACCACAUAAAGUCUUGUGUGGAAACAGACUUGCCCUCUGAUGUGGCUGGUGUUGAUGUUUGUAACCCUGCAAAGGACAUAUCAGCAAUGCAAGAGUGUCCGGUGUGUGCAAAAAUGUUUCCUACUGAGGACAUAGAAGUACAUGCUUCUUCUUGUGGAGAAAUUAGUACAGGACCUCAUUCCACAGAAGAAGUGAAUGAAACAAUGCCUGGGCCAUCUACAUCAUAUUCUUCAGGCAGUGAUGACUGGUAUACCAUAAGCGAUGCUUCAAAGGCCAUUUCUCGCUGUGCAGACCAUUUCCUCCAAAUACAUGCAAUGGAGAACCCCUUGCUGUUGAAGAUGGACUUAAGAGACAGCCCUGCAGAAAAAGACAUGGCUCUGAUUUCUUUCUAUAAGCGGCCAAAUGUGCAAUGGGCAUGCCCCCUUAAUUGUAGGCUUGAAGGAGAUGUGGCUGUGGGACUAGGUGUAAACCGCUUUUUCUUUUCAACCGUACUGGAAAAAUUGAAGUCAGGUUUUUCUAUAAACUUUGGAAACUCCAUUGUUACACGACUUUUCGAAGGAGAACCUGGCCACUGGGUCCCAUCAGCCUCUCACUUUCUUGUUGAAAGUGACAUGUUUUUAGUGGCUGGCAGAAUGAUAGGCCACUCUUUCCUUCAUGGAGGACCACGCCUGUCAGGACUUAGUCCUGCUGUUAUUCAUGUUCUACUUGGCGGCAGUCCAGAAACAGCAACUAUCACCCUGGAGGACUGCCCAGACCUAGACAUCAGGGAAACCAUCAGUACUCUCGAGGGAGAAUCCAGGCUCUCUGAUACUCAAAUGGAAAGAGUACAGAGCUUGGCAUAUUCAUGGGACCUUCCUUGCCCAUCAGAGAACAAUAGGAAGUGGCUUUUUGAGAAGCUGUUACUCCAUGCAGUUCUUGGACGCAUUGCAAGACAAAUAAAGCAACUUAGACGAGGUUUGAAAGAAACCCCAAUAUGGUCCCUGGUAACUCGGCGACCUGAUGCUGUACCCCUGCUUUUUCCAAGGGAGGAAGCGUCCCUGUGUCCAGAGGUGGUACUUCAGCAUAUCACUUGGCCAGAAAUGGAUGCUGAAAGUGAUGAAGAUGAUGACUGCUCAAAGGAAACCAGAUGCCGCAUUUCAGGAUAUCUGAAACAGUUCAUUGCAAAUGCCACACCACCUGAACUGAAAGAGUUGAUGAAAUUCUGGACCGGUUGGGAAAAUCUUCCAUCAAGUCUGUCGGUGGAGAUUGUUCAUGGGAACUACCCAACAGCUGCCACAUGCUACGAAACACUAAAACUUCCCUGUCAUUACAAGAAUUACAAGUCAUUCAGUGAGGACUUCUUAGCCUGCAUUUCCUCUACACAAUCUGGAUUUGGCUUGAUCUGAGUGAUCGACUUGUUAAAAAAAAAAAAAAUCUACACUUAAGCUGUAGUAGUUCUUUGUGAAGCAGCUUUGUUUAAACAGAACAGUUCUGUUGAAAUAUUUACUCAAUUCAGUUUUCGUCAGAUCACAAGUUCAAUACAUAUGUUUUAAUGUAAUAAUUUAAACUCAGAGUGACAACAUUGCUGUUACUCCACUUCCUGUAGUUAUGUCAAGUUCAAAUUCAAAUGUUCAGAGUAGAUAUUUAAUUUAAGUCUAAGUCAAUACUGUUUGUACAGGCAGUUUUAAAUAUUAAAGUGAAAUUGUUUUUAUGCAAAAUUGAAUGUCAUUUAUUGAAUGUACUUGAAUGUUCAUAUAUGCUUCAAGUAU